UUAUCCUAGAAUUAGAUGUACCCAUUGAGGAUAACCUCGACUUAUCCUCAUUAUGUGCCUCCUACCAUUGAGAUAGGAUGGGAUGUAUCGGUCCAAGCGGACAAGGAGACGGGAAAAAGGAAAAACGCGCUGAUGUUGUUUUCUGCGGCGGCCGGAAGCGGCGUCAUCGCCCUCUGCAGGUUGGUCUUGGUGGGAUCGCCACUGAGAUCGUGGCCAAGCUGUGCUGCGCCUCGCUCUCGCUCGUCGUCGUCGAUCGUCCAUCGCUGCUCGGCGGCCCUCCAACCCUCAGAUGUGCCUCGCCUUGCCGAAACCGCCCGCAUCUCUCUCUCCUCGCAAGAGGUAAAAGAGUUUGAACCCAAGAUUAGACAAGUCAUAGACUGGUUUGGACAACUUCAGGCUGUCAAUCUGGAAAGCAUUGACCCCUCGCUUCGAGCUGAUACUGAAGUCAGUGCCAGUCCAAGAGAAGAUUUUCCAGAAACAUUUGAGAACAGGGAGGCAUUAAUAUCUGCUGUUCCACGCUACAGUGAUCCAUAUAUUAAAGUUCCGAAAGUCAUAAGCAAGGAGUGAAAUUUAAAGCUUCUAUUCUUUAUAACAUAUAUUUGCAAGCUGACUAGGAAUUCAUGAGUAUUUUAUCUGCUCAUCUGACGUUUUCCAUGAAAGCGUGGGGUGCAGCUACUGCAAAAUUAUGUGCUUGCCUCCAUUAGCGUUCAAUGUCAACUUGCCCCACUUACGUGCCAUUAUUGAACUUUUCCGUUUGAUGUGAAUAUUGUAAUUUCCUUGUCGUGUUUAAUGGUUAAGACAUUGGUAUAAGCAGUUUAUUUAAUGUGAUUUUGCUACACUUA
Molecule: messenger RNA, 842 nt
Organism: Phoenix dactylifera (date palm)
Lineage: Eukaryota; Viridiplantae; Streptophyta; Magnoliopsida; Arecales; Arecaceae
Product: glutamyl-tRNA(Gln) amidotransferase subunit C
Biological process (GO): regulation of translational fidelity; mitochondrial translation; glutaminyl-tRNAGln biosynthesis via transamidation
Cellular component (GO): glutamyl-tRNA(Gln) amidotransferase complex; mitochondrion; chloroplast
Source: RefSeq, a predicted model, not a curated record